AUGAAAUAACUACAAGAGAAACUCUCAAAGACUCUAGUCGAACAAAAAUAAGUAAUCAAGGAAAAUAAAAAGUUAGAAUCUUAAAUUAGAUCAUUAAAUGAUUAAAUCUCAACAAUAAGUCAAAAAUGUUCAUUUUUAACUGAUUAAUUGAAUUUAUAAAAAAUGACCAAUAAAAGGCUCAAUAAUGGGUUGAUAUCAUUUGAUGAUGUUGAAAUGAGUGGUUAAUUAACACAAUUUUAAAAUUUUUAGAUAUAUGAAAAAGAUAAAAAUAUUAUAGAACUGAAGAAAGAAUUGGAAUAAAAAAAUUAUGAAAUUUCAAAAUUAAAAGCUGCGAUGUCAGUUUCUAAUCUAGUAUACGAUGGAACAGAAUCAAAAAUAUAACAAUAUGAAUAAGAAAUAGAAAAAUAGAUAUCAAGAAAGGACACUUUAUAAAAUAGGGUUGAUGAACUCCAAUAAACAUUGGGAGCUGAAGCACAAUUUAGGAUUGAAUUAGAACACUUGAGAGCUGAAAAUCAAAUAUAUUCAUAGCUUCUUGGGUUUACUCCUAAUUUAGAAAAUUAAGGAGUCUAUUAAUACAAUCCAAAUUCUGUAUAAUUAAAACUAAUUAAAAAUAUCAAAUAUCCAAUAAAACCACAAAAUCUAACAUUUGAUAUCUGCAAAAAUUGCAAUAGAGAAUUUUAUUAAUAUCGUCCAUGCUGCAAUCCAUUAUAUACUUUGAAUGAUAAAUUAUUAUUUGUUCCAGGAGAUGCAUUCAAUUUUGCUUAAGUUUUCAAAGAUAAAUAUUUGAAAAGAAAAAAUGACUUAGAGAUUGAUGAACUUUUAGAAAUCUUACUGUUUGAGCUUAAUAAAAUUUGGCAUGACCGAGAAAAAAACCAUUUGUUAUUGCUAGCAAAACAUUGCAAUAGAAGGAUAUAAGAAAUUCAAAGAAGUAAUUCUUAACAACCUCUUAAUGAAAAAGAGAUGCUUCAGAAUAUUAAGAGAUUGAAAUAAUAAGUUAAAGAAUUACAAUAAGAGAAUUUAGAAUAUUUUAAUCAAAGGUUUGGUAAAGCAUCCAUUCAUAUUUGA
Molecule: messenger RNA, 1065 nt
Organism: Paramecium pentaurelia
Lineage: Eukaryota; Ciliophora; Oligohymenophorea; Peniculida; Parameciidae
Source: the annotation of a GenBank genome assembly